Molecule: messenger RNA, 390 nt
Organism: Octopus sinensis (East Asian common octopus)
Lineage: Eukaryota; Metazoa; Mollusca; Cephalopoda; Octopoda; Octopodidae
Product: probable very-long-chain enoyl-CoA reductase art-1
Exons: 3
Coding region: 1-390 (129 amino acids)
Biological process (GO): very long-chain fatty acid biosynthetic process
Molecular function (GO): oxidoreductase activity, acting on the CH-CH group of donors
Source: RefSeq, a predicted model, not a curated record
AUGGCCCAAAUCUCUCAAAUUUCCUCAGAAAGUCAAAUCACCAUAUUUUUCAAAGACAUGGGUGCCCAAAUAUCAUGGAAAACAAACUGUUCAUAUUAUUGGGGAUUUGCCGCAUAUAUUGCCUACUGUAAUAAUAAUGUCAAUUAUAGUCCUCCCUGUACUCAUUUGAAUGUAUUUGUAGAUUUUGGGAGGGUCCAAUUGUAUGGGGGACUCGGCUUUUUCCUGGUAGUUGUGACAUUGAGAGUUGAAAGAAAAAUUCCAUUUCCGACGGGAAAUGUAUUUACAAGUCUAUUUAAUCUCGUUUCGUGUCCAAACUAUUUCUAUGAGUAUAUUUCCUGGCUGAGUUUUGCUGUUGCUUCUCAGUCAUUGCCUUGUUUGAUGUGUGGCUAA